This is a messenger RNA of Trichomonas vaginalis G3, 1365 nucleotides long. Its product is annotated as microtubule binding. NCBI's taxonomy places the organism in Eukaryota, Parabasalia, Trichomonadida, Trichomonadidae. Gene Ontology annotation, cellular component: spindle; cytoplasm. Gene Ontology annotation, molecular function: microtubule binding. Bases 1 to 1365 code for a protein of 454 amino acids. The record is from RefSeq and is a predicted model, not a curated record. Gene Ontology annotation, biological process: microtubule cytoskeleton organization. The transcript has a single exon.
AUGAAAGUUGAUCUUCGCAUUGAAGAGCAGCUUGAUGAACUUUUUUCACAGAUGGGUCUUACAGAGGAGCAAGUAAAUGAGCAGUAUAAGCUUCUCAUGGAAAAAAUAGAAGGUUUAUGUUGUGAUUUUCUCAAUCAAACUUAUCAAAAAGUAUGUGAUUUUAAAAACGAAGCAGAAGGAAUAGAAAAGCAAAUAAGAGAACUUGAAGAGUUUUCUGGUGUUCAAUCAGGUUAUAAAAUGAAUCCUUCAGCUUCAUUAAAUGAAAGAAUCGAUUCUGCAAAGGUUUAUUUAAACGAUUUAACAGAAAUUACUGCCACACAAAAGAACGAGUUCGAGCAAUUGUAUGUCAAACUCAAUACAUGCUUUAACAAAUUAGAAAUUACUGAACGAGGCGAAUUCGCUGAAAAGGGAGAUAUAUUCAGAUCUGAUAAAAUCGAACUAAUUAGCAAUAAAAUCAAUGAACUCGACAGCAUAAUUUCCGAAAAUGAAGAAAUUGUCAAUAAUCUUUCGAAGAAACUGACUGAACUUCAUAAUUUACUUGGAUUAGAGCAAUUUGUCAAGCCAGAAACGUGUGGUGAUCCUACAAUUGAAUCUCUUCAGGACGAAUUACAAGAAUUAACCGAUCAAUACAAUAAUAACUACGAAGACUCACAAGCAACGAUCAAAGAAAUACGUCGAUUAGAAAGACUUCUUGGCAAGCGUGUUAGUAGCCAGAGGAUUACAGUUUUCAGUGAUGCUGCAGUUUCAGAUUUACAUAAAAGAUUGGAUGAUUUGAAUGAAGAGAAAGAACAGAAUCUCGGACAAGUUGUUGAAUCGCUUAAAAAUGAAUUAUUACGUCUUUGGGGAGAGCUUAAUAUGGAAACUCCAAGUAAAUCUUCUUUCCCAUUCUUUUAUGCAUCAUCUCCGAACAAGCGUACUCUCAUUGCACUUGAAAGCGAAGUUUUGCGUCUUGAGAACCUCAAAGAGAGCAUUCAGCCACUUCUUGCCCUUAUUGCUCAAAGAGAUGAUAUUAUUAACAGUUACAAUGACCAAUCUGCAAUUGCAAAUGAUCCAGGAAGACUCACAUCAAGAAGAGGUGGUGUUGCAAGCAGUUUAAUGCAAGAAGAAAGAGUUAGACGUAGAUAUGCAAAUGAAUUACCUAAAAUCCACGAACAGAUGGUCGGAAUGCUUGAAGAUUAUGAAGAAACUUAUGGAGAACCAUUUAUGUGGAAUGGAGUUAAUCUUUUGGAAGAAAUUAGAGAAAUGCAAGAAAAGGAGCCUGCUUCUCAGAAGAUGAAGCGACAGACUAUCUCUAAUAAGACAAAGACAAGACAGAUUCCUCUUAAUCAGCGCGCGCCAUUUAUUCUUCCUGGAUAUAUGAAUUGA